CUUGAAGUUUCAUUUCAUUUCAUUUUUUUUCUGAAAAUGGCCGCUCCAAUUCUCAAUCCAUCAGUCCCAGGAACCUUUGCUCUCCCCUUCGGAGUUCGCAGCGGACUUCAAAUUGCUGUCAAUGGAUUGGUUAAGCACAAAAAGGACUUUGUCGUCAACCUGAUCUCCGGUGGAAACAUCGCUCUUCACGUCAACUUCCGAUUCGAGAAGCAGAAGAUUGUGGCAAUCAACGCUAAAAUUGAUAAUGCAUGGGGAAACGAGAUCUCCCACGCCAACCCACUUCACCACGACCAGGCCUUCGACCUGCAAAUCCGUGUCUACCCAGGAUACUUCCACAUCACCACCAACGGAGUUCUUCUCGGAGACUUCCCACAUCGUCUUCCCUUUGAAAGCAUUCAGGCUAUCAAUCUCGAAGGAAAAGUUCACAUUAACAAUGUUCAAUAUUCUCAAUUCCAUUAAAUUAGUCGUUACCACAUUUUUUCAAUUUCUUUUUUAUUGGACACUUUUGUAAUAAACAUGUGCAAAACUGCCGUCUUUUG
Caenorhabditis elegans is the source of this 539-nucleotide messenger RNA. RefSeq names its product Galectin (gene lec-9). The transcript is spliced from 4 exons. NCBI's taxonomy places the organism in Eukaryota, Metazoa, Nematoda, Chromadorea, Rhabditida, Rhabditidae. Gene Ontology annotation, molecular function: carbohydrate binding. The record is from RefSeq and is marked reviewed. The coding region runs from base 37 to 459 and encodes 140 amino acids.